AUGGCAGAAAUACCUCUCCUCCUACUGAUGCUGUGUACUUUGUGGAAAGAGAAACGUCACGAAGGACUGCCAAAAUCACGGGCCGACAUAUUCAUACAAUUCAUUCAAACCAUGCUAGAUCACAAAGGUGAAAUUCAACUGCCUAUGCCAUUUCAGAAAAUGACCUCAACGGAAGCCAGAGAAGACCUUAGUAAUCUUGGAAAGGUUGCCUUUAAAGCACUUCUACAAGACCGUCUUUACGUACGCUGCAGCAAACUCCCCGGCAAUAUUUCAAGAAGUUUUGAAAAAUUAAGAGAAGUUGGGCUUUUCCAGAUUGUCAAUCUUACGAGUCUCAAUCCUGAGAAAGGGGCCUAUUUCAUUCAUAAAUCCGUCCAGGAGUUCCUUGCAGCCUGGCACAUUAAGGAGGAGGUGUUAUCGAUGAAAGGAGAAAGUGCGCCUAGCCUUUCCAAAGUUGAAUCAUUUGAAAAGAUCGUGAAGAUGAAUGAAGUUCUGAAAUUUGCCUGUGAGCUGUCAACAGAAGCCGCUUACGUAGUUUUCCGUCAUGUAGCGUGUGUUGGAAGAGAGGAAUCUUUCCGAACCGAACCGUUGUCUCAACAUGAAGAACUUUGUGGUGAUCUUAUCUCGCACAGCUACUUUUGUUGUUCGGCCGAGAAAAGGCGAGAUCUCUGCUCAGUGUUUCCCUCUUAUACCGGAGGUUAUUUGUUUCUUGAUUCUAACAAGCUGAACAUCACUGCAAAAGAACAUUUGCUGAAAUCUGGCAUGACACCCAACGUUAUCUCUUUUACUUGCAUCGGAAAGUCUUCCGAGAAAAGCUAUCAAAACUUAAUCACUGUAGCAGAGGACACAGAUGCCGUAUUUUUUAGCCGUUCGGGCGAAAAGAAAGCCGCAGAUUUGUUGAAGAAGUUCCCGCGUCGUCCUGUGAGCGAGUUCUUUUUUAGGAGAGAGAGAAAAAUCAUCGUUCAUGUUUUGGAAUUAUGGAAAGAAGAAAAUGUUGGCACUUUUCCGACUGAAAUGCUGCGAGAGCUCAUUUCGCUAACAGAAGAGUCUACUCGAGUGAAGCGUGUUGGUGAUCCGUUGAAUGAACAAGACAACGAAACAACUCCGCGUUUGACUCAGAACACUUUUAGCAUCACUGGUCCAACUCCUUAUAGUCUUUCCUGUCUGGUUGAAAUUUCUAUUUACCACAUUGAAAGGCAGGAGAUGAAGAUGCUAGCUGAUUUCUUACCUCUUUUCACUGAUCUGCAACGUAUAGUUAUUACUGGCAAACCCUUUGAAACCAUUGAUGCUCUGUUGACAGAGACCCUGGUGUCUCGUAUCAUCUUCAGUGACGGACUUCGCCAAUUAGACCUUAGUAAUAUCAAUUUAACAGCCAAACCUGCCGCAGCUAUCGCUAGAUCUCUGCACCAGGCUCCUGGCCUGCGCUUACUCCAUUUGUCAGAAAACCCUCUUGGUGAAGGAGUAAGUGUUCUCACUCAACAUCUCAGCCGUGUUCCUCACCUGAGUGGGCUGUACCUUAUGAAUGUUAAAAUGACAAAGCAACAAGUGAAUGAUUUGAGUGCAGCUGUACGUCAGAGUAACAUCAACCUUUUGCAGACACCCUACCACGUAAGUUUUGUUAUCUUAGUUUGCAUAUGUAGUCAUUAUUCAUGUCUAUUCUGUUCAAUUUACUGUGGUGUUGUGCUAAGAAUUUUUACGCCCUGGGUUCGUGGGGCAAGUGCGAUAUUUCCUUUGCUUUUAUGAAACAAGAUUGAAAUUUACCUCAUGAAAAGUCACCACUAGUCAGUUCAAAUCAGUUUUAUACAUGUAGUAAGUGAAUGCGUUACCACACUGUGCGCGUGAAUGUGAGAACGGCCGCGUGUUUUCAGGUACUAUUGACAGAAAGUUAAUGUCAGUGUUUGGAAGAGAUCAGGGAGCUACUUUCUACACUUGUCUUAAAAUUUAGGAAAUCUGCGAGUACUGGUUUUCAAGUUUUGUUUAUUUGUUUAGCUAUUUUUUUCCUUCUGAAAGUGGUCUUGAUUUCCGUAAGAGAAACAGAAAUUGAGGGAGCAAACAAUUGCUUGUUUUUAACAUGAGCUGAGCAUCCGUCUGUAAGAAAUGAUUUGAGACCUUAGUUUUUUCACUUUGCUUUAUUUACAGCUCUUAGGAGUUGUUAAACAAUGUCAUACUUUAAAGCUGAAGCUUCUUUCUGAAGGAGGAAAAGUUAAACUUCAAAGAAAAUGUGGGAUGUUUCUGGAUGCUCCGAGAAAAAAAUUUUGAUACCCAAAUAUUCCCUUAGAAAGAGCUUCUGGAAUAGUAUUUGGGAGUUUUGUAGACAGAUGGUUAGCAUAAAUCUGUAAUUUUGAUUUGAUUGAUUAACUCAGUGGUUUGCUAUAUCAUUUAGGUUUUGAAAAAAUGCAGUAAAGGCACAGCAGAAUUUUUCCCUUAAGCUUCCUUUUACACAGAUUUUCCUUUUCUUCCUUUGGUCCUAACCAGAAGUUACUAGGAACAUUGUCAAUUGGAAAAGAAAUGACCAAGGGCUUCCACUUGAAAAGUAGUAGAGAAAGAAUGCUACCACUGUAAGAGAGAUACUGGUUCAAAUUUCACAGGCAGAGAUUCUCUAAUGUCAAUGGUUUGCAGUUACUUUGAUCAAUUAUGUUUUUAUCCUACUCUAUCCAGAGAAUUUCUUGUUAAUCAGCCUGUGUAAAAAUAGCAAUGAAGGUUGCAUCUGUCUGAAUCAAACUUGCCCUAACUGGUGAUAUGUCUUUACAUUUUUUAUAUUAACUUGCCAAGCAGACUGCUAAGCUGAUGAGCUGCUGAACUACAAAAAUAUUGCAGCAUUUGAAAUGCUCACAAAUAAUGUCCACUUUUGCAGUUUCCUAAGUUUGAAAAUGAGUACUAGCUGUGGAUGAGCCACUAAGUAAAUAUUCAUAACCUUUAAAGAGGAGACAUCAGCAGUUCCUUGUUCCUCGCAUGAACUACGGAGCCUUUUCCUUAAAAGGUUACCUUUAGUUGUAUUCUCUGCAUAGGCUUGUCAGGUCAAGUACCUAUAAGACUCUAGGAGAGGUGGUCACUUUGAUGUUAUGUAUAUUUUUUUAACACUUUAGCUUAUUUCUCUAAUAACAUAAUCAGUAUGGGUCCCACCAUGGAUGUAAUUGGAAUAUAUCUAAAUUUUAUUGAGCCUUGUGAUGUUUGCUUACAAGGAACGUUCCUUAAUAUAAAAGUUGUUUUAAAUUAACUCAGUCAAACAUACUCAUGGCAUGAUUUUUCUUUAUAUAAAAAGUAACCAGGGUAAACAAGUUGGAGUACAGGUGUAUGUUGUUUGACAAGAUAAUGUCGAUUGUUGGUUUGUGAUUUAUGACAGGAUCUCGAAGGGAAUGUCAAACCUGAAGAAGAAUGGCCAACAGAUGAGUACUGGAGUGGUUAUUGGAGCGAAUCAGAAGAAGAGUCAGAUCCUGGGUCAGUACCUGACUCAGGUGAUGAGGAGGAGCCUGGGUCAGUUACCACCUCAGGUGACGAGGAGGAUCCUGGGUCAAUUACUGACUCAAGUGACAAGGAGGAUCCUGGGUUAGUUACCGACUCAGGUGAUGAGGAGGAGCCUGGGUCCUACCUGGAAAUGUAA
Molecule: messenger RNA, 3598 nt
Organism: Pocillopora meandrina
Lineage: Eukaryota; Metazoa; Cnidaria; Anthozoa; Scleractinia; Pocilloporidae
Source: the annotation of a GenBank genome assembly